Peronospora matthiolae is the source of this 2283-nucleotide messenger RNA. Lineage: Eukaryota; Oomycota; Peronosporomycetes; Peronosporales; Peronosporaceae. The record is from the annotation of a GenBank genome assembly.
AUGAGCGAUCCCGUGCGGGACCAGCGCUUCCAGAAAGUGCACAAUGAUCCGAGAUUUGCCCGCAAUUCGAAGCGCAAGAACAAACUGCAGGUCGACCGCCGGUUUGCUGGGGCACUCACGAACGAGCGGUUCCAGAGCGUGCAGGGCAAGUACGAUAAGUACGGACGUCGCAUUGAGAAGAGGGACAAUGAGAUGAAGGAGUUUUAUUGUCUGGAAGAGGAGGAGGUUGAAGGAGAGGAGGAGGAGAAGGAGGGGGAAAUGCAGAAGAAUGACAGCGAUACGGAGGACGAUGAGGAGAAGGUCUUGUCUACAAUGAGCUCUGAUGAUGAUUCUGGAGAGGCAGAAGUGGCAGCUGUAGAGAGUGGAGGUAAGCUCUCGCGUCUUACUUAUUUGAAUCGCAUGGCUCGUGGCGAACUCGGCUCGGGCUCGGACAGCUCCGACUCAGACGACAGCAGCGAUGACGAGGUGGAAGAUGUGGUGGAAGAAGAGGCGGAAGAUAUCCCCAUGGGCGAAGAAACGAGGCGCUUUGCUGUGCUCAACUGCGACUGGACGCGUAUCCGUGCUGUCGAUUUGUUUGCCCUCUGCCAAUCGUUCGCACCUGCUACAGGUGCCGUUGAGAACGUGACCAUUUAUCCUUCGGACUAUGGUCUUCAGAAAACCAAAGAAGAAGAGCAGCAUGGGCCGCAAGGUCUUUGGAAUGAUGGGGUCAAGAACGAGACGAAUGACGGCGAACAGGAAGACGAUGAGAAGUCCGAUGAGGGUGGCGAACAAGACGAUGAGAAUACGAGUGCUGGUGAUGGCGAGAAGACGUUUGACAGUAGGGAUGAAGACGACAUCUGCAGCGAGGAUGGCGAGAAGGACUAUGACUCCGAUGAUCCGCUUGGCGUAAAAAAGAGUGUGACGCUGGAAGACGAAUCGGACGGUUUUGACCGCGAAAAGCUGCGCAAGUACGAACUGCAGAAGCUGCGGUAUUACUAUGCCAUCGUGACAUGUGAUUCAGUUAAGACGGCCAGCACGAUCUUUGACCAGUGCGAUCAGCUAGAGUACGAGACUUCGUCCAACGUUCUGGAUCUCCGCUACGUGCCAGACGACAUGACGUUCAGCAACACACCCAAGGAGUUAUGUGACGGCGUGCCGGACCGGUACAAGCCAGCUAUCUUUGCAACUCUAGCGCUCCAGCAAACGGAUGUGAAACUCACAUGGGAGGAAGAUGAUGAUCAGCGUUUGGAGUUGCUGACACGUCCUGCUGACUGGAAGGAUGCGGAUGACGAUGACUUUAAGGCAUACCUUGCAUCGGAUGUGUCGGACGCUUCGGAAGUUGAAGCUGAUAGCGAAGACAGUGAUGAGGAGAAAGAGACAGAGGGCAAGACGGAUGUUGGUGAUCUGGACAGCAAGAAGAAGUCCAAGAAGGAGGUUAAAAUCAAAAAGCUUCGGAACCGCUACCGAUCGAUGCUGCUCGGCAGCGACGCGGAGGAUGAUGACAACAGUGAUGUAGUUCGAGGGAGUGUAGGAGGAAGCACUGAUGACGACGAUGGAGCUCGUGACGAGGGUGACAUGGAGCUGUCGUUUACGCCUGGUGCGAGUGAAGUACUGAAGUCAAAGCGGCAGAAGGAGCUUGAGGCGAACGAGACGCCGUUCGAACGCUACACGCGGGAGAAGAAACUGGAGAAAAAUCGUAAGCUACAUGAGAAGCGAGCACGGCAGAAAAUGUUGGAGCGUGAACAGCGCGAAGUGCUCAAGAAAAAAGGUCGUGGUGCCAAGGAGGUCAACUUAUUGCGUGAGGCCAUUAACGGUGGCGGCGGAAACAGCGACGCUGGCAACAGUCAUAGCGAUGAGGACGAGCGCAACUUCAACAUGAAGUUGAUUGCCAAGCAAGAGAAGGUCAAAUCUCUGAAGGGCAAGCGCCGUGUCAAGGAGAUGAAGAAGUUGGUGAAGAAAAAAGCAAGUGGCGAGAUGCAGGAAAGUUUCGAGUUUGACGCAGCCGAUCCGCGUUUCGGCGCUCUCUACGCUAAGGGGUCGCAGUUCCAACUUGAUCCAACGGACCCGAAGUACAAGAAGACGGAGGCCACCCAAGCUAUCUUCAAGGAACGGCGGCAACGUUAUGACACGGACGCCGUCGAGGCCAAGCCUACCGAUUUUGAUGUAAAUACUGCAAGUACUGAUAGCGGGAAACACGCCUUGAAUGCCAUGGUUGAAAAUCUCAAGCGCAAGUCACAGCAGCAGCUCAGGAAGGAGGCCAAGAAGCAGAAGAAGAAGUUGGCGACAGCGGGAGACAGGAGCUAG